CUGAAAGGGAGAGGGGUUGAAGAAAGACGACGAUCGCCUGUGGGCCGGUGAUCCUCGUCUGUCCGGAGUGCACAUCUCGCGCGACCACCGAUCGCCGUCUCUGUCCACGUUCGAGCAGGAAUUUUCCCUUCUCGUCUCGUCGCCCGUCGAAGCUUCGCCGGCGACCGUACGACGCCAAAGACUCCGGCCCGAAUCAGGAAAACCGACGGCAAGUAGGCCGUCACAUGUCGAGGAGACAUGUGGCCAAUCAUGGGUUGCCAAGUGUCAAGACGACCCGACCCGACAUCGAGCCCAUCGGGUCGGGUAUUUCUGGCCCAGUAGAGAAAAAAGAGCCUUGGUUCAACGGAGAACACGAAUCAUAACAUCUCGCUUCGUUGUUUCACCCUCCUCCCUGCCUUCUAGCUUCGAGUGCCAGAGGCGCGCUCCCGUUUGGUCGACGAGAGACCUUCAUUGAUAAGGCUCUAGUCUCUCCUAAACAUGUCAUUGUCAAAGCUUGGUCGGAGAGUUCUUUUGUCGGCAAACCUCGUUAAGAUACCGCAUUCACCUCUUGGCUUUCAGUUCAAACAUGGGAUUCCUGGGCUAGGUUUCUGUUACGCACGAUCUGUCUCUGGAUAUGGUGGACCUUCAGUUAGUGAUGUAUAUUGCUUGUUGCGAAGGUGCAGAUUUAGUACCUGGUCACCUAACAAGUCUUAUGAGUUUCCAAAUGUCUCUGUGUAUAGUAGGAAACCCAAUUCUAUAUUCAAUACCCAUCGCCACUAUGCGUCGCAUGCUUCUUCCACAGAACAAAAAUCUCAAAAAAUGCUUCUAUACCUGACGGCUCUGGUCCUCGCAAUGGUGGGAUGUAGUUAUGCUGCUGUACCUUUGUAUAGGAGAUUCUGUCAGGCUACAGGGUAUGGUGGCACUAUUCAACGACGUGAGACCGUCGAAGAAAAAAUUGCCCGACAUGCUAAUGAUGGAACUGUCGCCACAAGGGAGAUUGCAGUGCAGUUUAAUGCUGACGUGGCUGAUGGGAUGCCAUGGAAGUUUACUCCCACCCAAAGAGAGGUAAGGGUCAAGCCUGGAGAAAGUGCCCUUGCAUUUUAUACUGCUGAAAAUCGCAGUUCAACACCAAUAACUGGCGUUUCCACAUACAAUGUUACUCCCAUGAAGGCAGCAGUUUAUUUCAACAAAAUACAGUGCUUUUGCUUUGAAGAGCAGCGGCUACUUCCAGGAGAACAAAUUGAUAUGCCUGUAUUUUUUUACAUCGACCCUGAGUUUGAAACGGAUCCUAGAAUGGAUGGCAUUAAUAACUUGGUUUUGUCAUAUACAUUUUUCAAGGUAUCUGAGGACUGAUUGACUUGUACUUAUAGCAAAACUUGAUGAAAUUUUGGAUGGCAGAUACUUCAACAAAAGGCAGCUAGCUGAUCUGAUUAUGCCAAGUAGACUGCUUUAAGCUUGGACAGGCAUAAUAUAACGUGAAUGUUGUACACCCACCAGCAAUCUAUGGGUUCACUGCGUAGUUAAUGUGGAACCUUUGUUGUUGCUGGCUUUCUUCUCACCAAAAAGGUUACAAUAAUAAGGUUAACUUCCACAUUUUGAAUGCA
Molecule: messenger RNA, 1583 nt
Organism: Eucalyptus grandis
Lineage: Eukaryota; Viridiplantae; Streptophyta; Magnoliopsida; Myrtales; Myrtaceae
Product: cytochrome c oxidase assembly protein COX11, mitochondrial
Exons: 9
Coding region: 478-1332 (284 amino acids)
Cellular component (GO): mitochondrial inner membrane
Molecular function (GO): copper ion binding
Source: RefSeq, a predicted model, not a curated record